AUGCCCAAGCAUAUCCUCAUCAUCGGUGGAGGCACAGGCGGCCUUGCCUUGGCUCAUGCACUAAAAAAAUCGAAAGCAGACAUCACGCUUGCUGUUUACGAGCGUUAUCGUACUCGCACCGAUGGCCUUUUUGGCUAUCGUGUGGGCAUAUCACCUGAAGGCUCGAGAUGCCUCGCCGCCUGCAUCCCAGAUGAUUUGUUCCAAAUAUUUGCCAGCACAACUGCCAUUCCGCCAGAUAACUUCACUAUGAUCACUGAGCAAUACCAAGAGCUUCUCAGUAUUGAGGGAUUCAGCAGGGUAUCCGAUGAUGGUGUUGGCGCGGAACGGUCUGUCAGUCGCAUGACUCUACGACAGGUUCUUCUUACAGGACUAGAAGACGUUGUCCAGUUCGAUAAGCAACUAACGCAUUAUACUUCCAACGAAGAUGGUACAGUUACUGCUUUAUUUAAGGAUGGGAGUAGCGCUACAGGCGAUCUGUUGGUUGGGGCCGAAGGAACAAACUCCCCAACUCGACGACAAUAUCUGCCUCACGCCGUGCUCAAGGACUCGGGGCUGUAUGGAAUUACAGCCAAGGUUGCACUGAACGAAGAAACCAAGAGUCUCCUACCUCCAAAGGCACUCAGAGGUGUAACUAUGAUCAAUGCUCCGCUGGGAGAUAGCUGCAUCAUCCACUGCAUGGAGUUCCCGUGGGAUCACGACGGCAAUCUCAAGAACAACAUUGGGGGCAAUGACGAACAGCUCCUUAAGCAGUGGCCAGGCUCCAACUUUGACAACACAAGAGAUUACAUCCUUUUAGGAUUUGGAGCACACGAGCAAUCUCUCCCAGACAACAUCAUGUCCCUGGAUGGCCCAACGCUGCACAAGUUGCUCAAGGAGCGCACCACUUCAUGGCACCCAAACCUCCAGAAGUUGGUGGAAAUGUCGGACCCAACUACCAGUUUCCCUAUCAACAUCCGUACCACAGAGCGCUUACGGCCAUGGACGAGCACCAAUGUCACCCUGAUUGGUGAUGCCAUUCAUACCAUGACUCCAGGACUUGGUGUUGGUGCUAAUACUGCGUUGCUUGAUGCCAAGAUCCUUGCGCAUAAUCUGGUACAAGUUGCUAAUGGGAAGAUGGAUAUUGUAGGUGCGGUUGCUGAUUAUGAAAAGAACAUGCAUUCGUAUGCUUGGGAUAGAGUUGAAAAGUCACUGGAGAGGUUUAAUAAAGACGAUGCGGUGUAUAAACCAGGUAUUAGGGGGUCAUUUGCCUUGAUGAUGAUGCGUGGUGGUAUGAGGCUGGUGAACAAUCUGCCGCCUUUGAAGAGAAAGAUGGCGGCUGAAAUAGAAAAGGAUCGAGGAAAGAUUGACAUUCGAGCGAAUGCUAACUAG
Messenger RNA from Pochonia chlamydosporia 170, 1368 nucleotides. RefSeq names its product FAD-dependent monooxygenase. The record is from RefSeq and is a predicted model, not a curated record. The transcript has a single exon. NCBI's taxonomy places the organism in Eukaryota, Fungi, Ascomycota, Sordariomycetes, Hypocreales, Clavicipitaceae. Gene Ontology annotation, molecular function: FAD binding. Bases 1 to 1368 code for a protein of 455 amino acids.